AUGGUCUGCUUUACUCAAGCCGAUUCACCUUUUGACGAUCCAGAACCUGAACCUGAUGAUCCCGAGUUUGAACCGGAUGAUUUUGAUCCUGAACCAGAUGAUUUUGAUCCCGAACCAGACUCUGAAUCAAAUGGUCCCGAAUUUGAACCAGAUGAUCCCGAGUUUGAACCAGAUGAUCCCGAGUUUGAACCAGAUGAUCUCGAGUUUGAGCCAGAUGAUUUUGAUCCCGAACCAGACUCUGAAUCAAACGGUCCCGAAUUUGAACCAGAUGAUCCCGAGUUUGAACCAGAUGAUCCCGAGUUUGAGCCAGAUGAUCUCGAACUUGAACCAGAUGAUCCCGAGUUUGAGCCAGAUGAUUUUGAUCCCGAACCAGACUCUGAAUCAAACGGUCCCGAAUUUGAACCAGAUGAUCCCGAGUUUGAACCAGAUGGUCCCGAAUUUGAACCAGAUGAUCCCGAGUUUGAACCGGAUGAUUUUGAUUCUGGACCAGAUGAUUUUGAUGGACUAGAUUCUGAAUUGGACGGGCUUGAUUUUGAACCAGAUGAUCCCGAGUUUGAGCCAGAUGAUUUUGAUGGACUAGAUUCUGAAUUGGAUGGGCUUGAUUUUGAACUAGAUUCUGAAUUGGAUGGUCCUGAUUUUGAGCCAGAUGAUCUUGAUGAUCCAUUUCUGGAAGAUCUUGUUGAUUCUGGCCCAGAUGAACUCUCACUAUUUGAAUUCGAAGGUUUGGAAGAUUCAGGGUUUGAUUUUGAUGGAUCCGCGAUGCUAGAUUCUGUAGAGCGAGACACCUCUACAGAGUUGAUAGAGCGUGUCCUUGAAGGCGUGGGCUCUCUUGAACUAUUUGCAUUUGAUUGA
Molecule: messenger RNA, 852 nt
Organism: Batrachochytrium dendrobatidis JAM81
Lineage: Eukaryota; Fungi; Chytridiomycota; Chytridiomycetes; Rhizophydiales
Exons: 1
Coding region: 1-852 (283 amino acids)
Source: RefSeq, a predicted model, not a curated record